Sinocyclocheilus grahami is the source of this 1290-nucleotide messenger RNA. RefSeq names its product cardiotrophin-like cytokine factor 1 (gene clcf1). Lineage: Eukaryota; Metazoa; Chordata; Actinopteri; Cypriniformes; Cyprinidae. The record is from RefSeq and is a predicted model, not a curated record. Bases 16 to 1065 code for a protein of 349 amino acids. Gene Ontology annotation, cellular component: extracellular region. Gene Ontology annotation, molecular function: cytokine activity. The transcript is spliced from 3 exons. Gene Ontology annotation, biological process: positive regulation of tyrosine phosphorylation of STAT protein; cell surface receptor signaling pathway.
CUGAACGGAAACUAAAUGAAAAUGCAUCGCUGGAAAGUCGAUCAGGUGGCGGUGCUGCUGUUGUUAUUGGCUGCGGUUGGGUUCGCUCAGGUGCUUGACCGAACGCUCGUCCUGUCCCAUGAGAGGAGCUCCAUCGAGAGGACAUACGAGCUGACCAAAUACCUGGACCACCAGCUGAAGGAGAUCAGAGACACUUAUCUGUCCUAUCUGGGGCCUCCGUUCAGCGAUCCCGGCUUCUCUCCUCCACGACCCAACAGCUCCUCUCUGUCCGUGCCCAGCGCGGCCACAAGGGUGGAUCUGUGGCGCGGGCUGGAGAACGGCGCCCGUCUGGCGCAGAACCAGCGGGCCUACAGCAUUCUCCUGUGUGCCGUGAGGGAGCUGGCGCGCUCCACCCUGUGUCCGUAUCUCCAGAGUUCGCUCAUGCACUUCUGCUCCGGCCUCAGCGGGCUGCUGGGCUCCAUAUCCGGCCUGAUGAACGCCCUGGGCUACACCAGCCUCCCGCCCUCCACACCCGCUCAAGGAUACGCCCCACUUCUGUCCUCACAGUUUCAGAACAGCCCUGCUCCUCUGCGGAGUUACGAGCCUCGGGGCGUGAGAGAGGGAACGACUCGGGCGGAUCUGAAGAGGGGCAGGAGAGGACGGAAAAAAGAAGGAGAGAGCUGGGCUGCCAGAGAGGAGAGAGAGAAAGAGGAAGGAAUGGAGAGAUGGGGGAAACGGAGAAGACUGUUGAGUGUGGAUGAAGAGAACAUCCUGAAACUCAACAUGAACUACACAGCUUUAAAAUUCGGAAAGCAGCCUGUGCUAUUUUCACCGGCGUCUCUACAGCAUCGUCGAGCUAUUCGGUCCACUCACGCCGGACUCUCUCCUCUCUCGCUGCUUUAUCAGUACGGAGGGUCGGCCGCUGAGGUUCACACUUUGCUGGCGGCCCCCGUGUUGUCGUCUCGUCCCGCGUCGAAUGACUUCUCGCGGAAAGUGGAGGGAUUCUGGGUACUGAGAGAGCUGCAGAGCUGGCUUUGGAGAUCCGCCAAAGACUUCACCAGACUGAAGAAACGACUGCGCGUUUGAGACCCAAACAACGACUUCGCUUCAAAACCUAGCGAGCUGCCUUCUAGCAAAAUUUCUCAAACCAAAAAAGUUAAUUGCGAUGGACAGUGGUGGCCAAAAUGAUUAGAACACUAGUAUUUUCAGCAGCUAAAAAUGGUUUUAAGUCAUAUCUUUUUGUAGGUAUCUCACUGGAUUACUACAACUAAUGGCAAAAUUAAGGUUUGAAAAUGUAAAUUGAUAUCUCCU